AUGGGUCUCACAAUCCACCACCUCGGCCACUCACAAUCCGACCGCGUCGUCUGGCUCUGCGAAGAAUUGGGCCUCACCUACGACCUAAAAAAAUACGACCGCUCGCCUGUCCUCGCCCCCAAGGACUUCAAAGCCCUGCACCCCAUCGGCGCGGCUCCCGUUAUCGAAGACACCACCGCCUCCCACGGCGACAUCAAACUCGCCGAAACGGAAGCGUGCGUCGAGUGGAUCUGCAAUGUCCAUGGCGAAGGCAAGUUGCUGGUGAAGCCGGGGGAGAAGAACUAUGCAGACUUCUUGUUUUAUUAUCAUGUCACGAAUGGGACCUUGCAGCCGGCAGUGGGGAGGGUUAUGGCGUUGCAGAUGAGUGGGAUGAAGAAGGGGCAGCCGACUCUGGAUCGGUAUGAGGCGAAGGUGUAUCAGGUGUUGGAUUUGUUGAAUCAGCGCUUGGGGGAUGUGCCUUGGUUGGCUGGGGAGGAGUUUUCUGCUGCUGAUAUUAUGAUAAUUUUUUCGUUGACAACGAUGCGAGAGUUCUGCCCCAUUGACCUGAGCGGCUACAAGAACCUCCUGUCCUACAUUCACAAGAUUGUUAAGCGUCCAGCAUACCAGAGGUACCUGGAGAAGGGAGACCCCGACCUCGACAUUGAGAAGUACAUCCAGGGACCACCACCGCCAAUCUUCCCAGCUUUCAAGAGCCAUAUGUAA
Messenger RNA from Zasmidium cellare ATCC 36951, 702 nucleotides. RefSeq lists its product as uncharacterized. The coding region runs from base 1 to 702 and encodes 233 amino acids. NCBI's taxonomy places the organism in Eukaryota, Fungi, Ascomycota, Dothideomycetes, Mycosphaerellales, Mycosphaerellaceae. The transcript has 3 exons. The record is from RefSeq and is a predicted model, not a curated record.